AUGGAUAACGCUUUCGAGGAAAGAUGGAGGGAUGAUUGUGAUUGGAUUAAAGAUCCGCUGAAGAAAAUCGACCGACUUCGGAACAAGCACAGUGCCUUCCUGUUGCCUGAGACGCACCGAUAUAUCAAGGCUUUUGAAGAGAAGACUGAGGCUAUAAGUUCACUCGAGGCAAAAGCUGUCCGGCGGACUGAAGACAGAGCCAAAGUCGCCUGCGGAUCGCUCGAGGUGGUGGUCCACUCUCUGCUGCUCAUCGAGAGAGGAGACAAGACGCUAUCUCGCCAAAGCAGCACCAUUGUGGAAACACUGGACUCCACAGCUGCCAAGUUCUCGAACCUCAGUCAGGUAUCAGAGGAAAACAUGUGGGAGCUUGGUGUCGAGGCAGGAGAUUGCAUGGAGCUGAAAGACAGCGUCGGGUGCUUUCUCGACAACCUCAAGGCCAAGAUCUCGGAACUAAACAGCUUUGUUCCACAGGUUUUUGAUCAAAAGGCUCGACAGGAUCGCCUAGUUGACGAAAGGCGUAGUCGUGAAAAGGCUCUUGCAGAUCACUAUCGGAAUGCUCAAAACGCGUUGGGCAACGUUGGAAAUGUGAUUGCCAACUUUUUUGACCGCGCUGUCAUGCGAAAUGCUAGGCACCGCCUCAAGCUCGCCCACACCGCCCUCGCCGACAACCGGAGGGAGCAAGAGCGGGCACAAAGCAUGAGCAGGGCUUAUUACCAGCUUGCCAUGACUGUGCGGAACCUCAGCGCUGCUAUCUACAGCCUUCAGAUCGCUCUGGAGAAGCUCCAACAGGAUAUUGGCGAGAAGUACAGCUACGUAACAGAUAAGCAGAGUGCCGAGACUCGUCUCUACCGCGGGCUUCUUGAUCUGCGCAACCAGAUUGUGUCUGGGGACUGGACCACCACGCGUGACCAUUCGCUGCAGGUCGUGCUCAAGCUGCUCACCGCUGGCGAUGCUGUUUUUAUUCCCAGACGGCACUACGAGCAAGUCCAGGCACGCAUCAGGGACAGUAUCACGGCCAAGUUGGGGAAUGGGGCAGUACAGAAGCUGAUAGACAACGUGCCGAUGCAUGUCGAUGGGUCAGAAGCUGCUUUGGAGUAUUGAUACCGUCUACUUGUUUUGUUUCUUUGCGACUAGAAACAGAACGGCCGCCUUGCUUUCUACAAACGGCCAAGAACCAUCCGAUAAGACCUUCCUCCCAGCUUCGCUGUGGCCUGGAACGAAAGACUCGAUGACCCGUGCAUGCGUUUUUUUUUCUUAAACGAGAUUUCUGGAGCAAUUCAGAGUUAAACUGCGCUAGAAGAAAAGUAGAUAUAUCUGCAAAAGCUCAGAUAGGUAUGUACCGUAGUAUGGAGUAAGGAAUUGAUAACUCUC
Podospora bellae-mahoneyi is the source of this 1371-nucleotide messenger RNA. RefSeq lists its product as uncharacterized. The record is from RefSeq and is a predicted model, not a curated record. Bases 1 to 1101 code for a protein of 366 amino acids. The transcript is spliced from 3 exons. Lineage: Eukaryota; Fungi; Ascomycota; Sordariomycetes; Sordariales; Podosporaceae.